UUGCGAAUACAGUACUUUUCUCGUUGCAUGAUUUUCACAGAAAUUUUAGAAAUGUUUCCAUUGCGGUGUACUGUCAAAAAUAGAAGGUUAGGGCAGUUCUAACAACAGUGUUUGACGUGUCAGUGCAAUUGCAAAUGGCGGGCACCAAUGGUGACAUUUUCUCAAUAGGAAAGAAAAUCGAGAAAUUGACGAUAUCAGGAGAGGAAUCAACGAAAAACGAGGAUGAUAGCGAAAAUGGAAAGAAGCUGGUACCUCGACUAUGGGGUUUCGAAACUAAAGAAUUAUAUAAAAUUGCAGUUAAUUUCUACAAAGAGAAGGAGGGUAAAGCUGUCCAUUUGUCUUAUGAAGACAAAUUAAAACUAGUAGCUUUUACUCAGCAAGUAACACAUGGGAAAUGUACUGCAGAAAAUGCACCACCUUUAGGUGUGUUGGAUGUAAUUGGAAAGGAUAGACGCUUGGCAUGGCAAAAUCUAGGAGAUAUAUCUAAGGAACAAGCAAUGGAAGGAUUUAUAAUUUUGUUAGAUAAAUUAUGCCCAUUAUUUAGAACAGUUGUAGAAGCACAAAAAAGAGAUAUUGAGGAGAAAUUACGACUGAAAAAAGAGGAAGAAGCAAAGAAAUUAGAAGAAGAAAGAAGAUUACAAGAAUUAAAUGAGCAAAAAAAGAAAGAGGAAGAAGCUAGAUUAAAGGAAGAAAUUCAGAGGAGACAAAUUCAAGAUGCCUUAAAUCAACAAACGUAUUAUCAAUUUAAAAUGUAUGCAGAACAACAAUAUCCUGGAAAUCCAGAGCAACAAGGUGUACUAAUAAGGCAGUUACAAGAACAACAUUAUCAUCAAUAUAUGCAACAAUUGCGUCAAAACCAGUUACUCAUAGAAGAUCAAACCCCAGAAAUGACCACUGCCACUAUAGAAAAUGCUGAUAAGGAAGAACAGAAAGAAACAAGCGAAACAACUCAAUUAAAUGAGGAAGAUUCUGAUGACUUGCAAGAUUAUCCACCUAUAGCUCCACCAGAAAUGUGGACUAGAGGGGGUGUAGAAGAAUUUAAAAAUACUAUUAGGAGAGAAGAUAGCGAUGCAGUUAUUAAGGUUGGACAUGGAGAAACAGUAACAGUUAGAGUACCAACACAUGAAGAUGGCUCUUAUUUGUUUUGGGAAUUUGCAACAGAUAACUAUGACAUUGGUUUUGGAGUGUUCUUUGAGUGGUCAAAACCGGAAACCAAUCAAGUAUCAGUACAUAUUAGCGAGUCUGAGGAUGAGGAUGAGGAGGAUGAUGAUUAUGAAACAAGAGAUGAUUUAGAAAGUGGAAUAGCAAAUGGUUCGAUUCCAUCUGAUUAUAAACCAUCGCCACCACCUACAAGUAUGGUAGUACCUACUUUUAGGAGAGAUUCGCAAGAUGAAAUCUAUGCGGGAAGUCAUAGAUAUCCAGGACAGGGUGUAUAUCUUCUUAAAUUUGAUAAUUCAUAUUCACUUUGGCGAAGUAAAACGCUUUAUUAUCGAGUCUAUUAUACACAAAGUGGUUAUGUGCAAAAUUAGCUUUAUUAAGAAAAGAAAAGCCACUGCAAUUCACUGAUCGUACAAUUGUUGAGAACUAGCCUGAUAUGAUGUUUUGCCGAUAUUGCUAGUCCGACUAAAUGAAGAGUCCUAUCUAUUAUUUCUGUUCACAAAACCAAGUGUUUGCAAAACGAAACAAAUAUACAUUAUUAUAGUUAUGUAAAGACACUUUAUUGUUUAAUGUGGCAAGCAAAAUGGGCACAAGUAUAAAAGAAAGGUUCCUAUUCCCUUUCCUGUUGAUGUUUGUAAAAAUGAGGAAAAAAAAAAAAAACGAAAUGUA
This is a messenger RNA of Apis dorsata (giant honeybee), 1827 nucleotides long. RefSeq names its product Golgi resident protein GCP60. Lineage: Eukaryota; Metazoa; Arthropoda; Insecta; Hymenoptera; Apidae. The transcript is spliced from 4 exons. Gene Ontology annotation, molecular function: fatty-acyl-CoA binding. The record is from RefSeq and is a predicted model, not a curated record. Gene Ontology annotation, cellular component: Golgi membrane. Bases 135 to 1529 code for a protein of 464 amino acids.